Porites lobata is the source of this 10282-nucleotide messenger RNA. The record is from the annotation of a GenBank genome assembly. Lineage: Eukaryota; Metazoa; Cnidaria; Anthozoa; Scleractinia; Poritidae.
AUGGCCUUCGACAAAACAUGGAUCGUUCUAAUUGCGGGUUGUGGUGUAUUGGGGCUUGCUUUUUGGGGUGGAAUGAAUGCUAUGACUCUAAAGAUGACACUGUUAUGGCUUUUUAUCAGCUUUGGUUUUUUGACGUUAAUUAUGCAUUUGUUUGGUUCACCCAUCAGCCUUCUGCUUGGCAAAGUUCUUCAAACGUCAUCAGCUGACGGGUCGUGUAAAAAAGGUAUCUUAUAAUUUCUAAAUAUUUUAUGAAAAAUAUAUGAUUAUAUACUUAAACCCUCCAGUAGGUAGCAAAGAAGAGUGAAACAAUAAUGCUGUGAUUUUCUGUAAAAUUAUGCCAAAAAAUCAGUUACACAUUACACUAAUACAAAUUUUUAAAGCUUAUUAGGGGUGAUGAAUGGUCCAUUAAAAUUUUUAACUGCUCGCAAAAUUUUACCUUUGCUAGAUUUGCUCGCAAAAUUUAAACGAGUGCUCGCUUGCUCGUGCUCCCAAAAUUUUGGCAGUUGCUCGCAUGCUCGUUUUCUUGUCAGUAUUGCUCGAGAUUUUGUGGAUCCUUCUUUUAAUGUAAUUCUGUAUGGUGCUUAAUUCUUAUAAAUAUGGCUAUCAAGUUCUGUGGAAAUGCACGCGAUAAAUGACAGCGAUAAAUAAUAAAUUAGCUAAUCUAGCCAGAUAUGGUUAAAAAGAGAAGAUAUUGUUACCUUGAGUUCUUCUGAGUUUCUCUACCGCUCUACUCACUGGGCUUUUAAAUAAUUAGGCCUUGUUUUCAAUAAAGUUUGGAAGCUUUAGGAUUCUUCGGGAAGAGGUUAAUUGUUCUGACACGAGGAUCUUGUUCCUCCUCAAGUUCUUCUUCAUCCAGAUCAGUCAUGUCCCUUUCUUCAACCCCACUUGUACGCUUGAGACAUUCUUCGUAGAGCUCUUGUUUUAAAUCGAUAUUAAAAUCUUCAUCUGUGAACUGCACUUCCCAAACGGUUCCAGUCACAAGAUGUUUCUCUACCUGGGGGGUGAACUCGUAUUAUUGAAUAUUAGACAAUCUUCGGAAUCGCUUGCGUACAGGUGUGUUUUUACUUUAGACGAAGUUCUCUUAAGGUUUUGUGUAAGCUUUCCUAAAAGAAAGGGUCCACUGAUCUCUUUGAACUUAGCGAUGAGUAUCACAUCAUCUUUUUAAAAUAUUUUCUGUUUUAUUUUAAAGAAAAGGAUUUCCAUAUGGAUUGCUGCAAGCGGAAAAUAUAAGAAGUGCUUGCUGCUCAUGAGUUGUAUACUCUCUACUCUCGCUCGUGCUCGCAAAAAAAUCGCACUGCUUACAUGCUCAUGAAUGCUCACAAAGACCAUUCGUCACCCUACUUAUUGAUAACGUGUUUUGUAUGAUUAUUUUAAUUAUGAUAAGCUUACAUUGUACUCAUCAUCUGUCAUCUCAUUGGUUAAGAACCUACAGUUAAUUUUAGAAGUCAGUGCGACCUACAGAUUAGUAGUCAGUUAUUAGUCCGUUAUCCUCUGGAGGAAUGAGUAAUAUGUCAAGUGGUCUAUUAACGUUCUUAAGGUGGCUUGAUACAGUUUUUCAGGGUCAAUGCCUCCCAAGUUUGAGCAUAAACUACGUCGCCAUAAACAAAUGUUUGAAAAAAUUGCCACCACAGUUGUAUUAGAUAAAAAUGAAAAUUUGUCGUGAUCAGGGUUGCAAAGACAUUGGAGUUGUCAUAGCAAUGGAAUGACACCAUUACCUAUUUUGCUUACAGCACUGGCGACUGUUCUUCCAAAAUCGUUCGUGGAAGCCAGGGUUCUCAAUAGAUUUUUAAGUAGGAGGUGAUCACUGAUAAAGUAGGAGGCUCUUCAGCAAAGCCAGAGGUGUCAAAACAAAGCAAAGAAAAGCGACUUAAACACAAAGUAAGCGGCUAUAAAUCCCAAAGUAAGCGGCGAUCAAUCGCCGGGUGCCGCCUUCUAUUGAGAACCCUGGGAAGCUUUUUCCUCCAAUAGCCACCUCAAUGUUCGUGAAGUUUGAGUGGAAUGUAGCCCUUACUUUACUGCCUUACAAUAUGAAAAUAAUCUUGAGACUCAAAGGUCUCCUAAAGCAACACUUAAUCUCGGGAAUUUCAAUUUUUCAAAAAAAAUCUUUCAAGUGGUUUAAAAAUUAUUUGCUAAUUUGUAAGGUAGACUGAAAUGUUUACAAAACCAUUAACAAGACAGUAGCAGAUCCAGACCUUCAGUUUAGGGAGGGGGAGGGUGGGGUGGGGGUUUUCUCAAAAAAAUUUAUUUUCAGACCUCUGUUUGGUCUAAAAAUAAGGGGGGCCUGGCUCCCCCGUUGGGGGGUUAUGGGGGGUAUGUAUCAAGAGUGCCUUGAUACAUAAUAUAAUCAAUUAAGUGCCUUGAUACAUACUAAUCAAAUGCCUCUUUGUAGCAAUCAGCUGGAGCUAUCUCCAUGAUUGACACACAUUUUUAAAAAUAUUGAAACUACAUGUCAAAAGCGCUUCGUUUUCUACAGUUAAUGGCCAAACAUCAAGGUUGUCCAUUUUUUACCGUUUUUCUAACCAUGAAAACUUCAUCCCAAAUAUCUCGAUAAUGUUCUUACAGAUUCCUCUUAAACUUCACUAUUAACUGGGUUAAAGAAUUUAACCUAAAAUCAAAUUUGACCUGUAACACAUAUACAGCGACCUACACUGUAGUGGUAGUCAAAACAUUAUUUUUACCAUUGAUUUUUACUCUUAAGUGUUUUUAGAACUCUUAUAAGUUGAUAAAGAGUUUGGUUAUAAUUAUCAUGCCAGCGACAACACUACAGUGGGAUUAAUAGGAGAUACUUAUCUUUUGUUAAAAUACAUUUAGUUUAAGGAGAGUUACUGUGUUAUUCUUGAUUUUUUUUAGCAAGGUACUCCGAUGCUGAAUUGAAUGAGAAGAGGAAAAGAAUUUUGCAAAUGAAACAAUUUCUGCAAGAUAAUAAGGUACUAGCUGUAUACUUUUAGUAUAUUUUUGAUGAUGAAAAAUAUUAGCAGUAUGUUCUAUUUUUACAAUGUUAAUGUACCAGCCCAUGCACUCACUCAUUUUUAAUCGUUUUCAAUUAAGAUUGCAUUUUGAAGUUUACACCUUUGGUUAAAAACACACAAACUAAUGUUAAAUUUUCUGAAACCUGAUAGGUUGACAUUUAUAAAGAAAAUGUUUUAGCGCCCAGAGAGGAAGCAUUAAGAGCAAAAAAAGAAGCUGAAUUUUACAAGUUUAACAGCAACUGGAAAGGAAAAGGUUUUAGAUUAAGGGUAAAUAUUAAACAUUGAAAUGUGGUUGAUUGAGUUACCUGAAAGAUAUUGAUACAAAAAUUUUCCAUCUCUAGCUUUAAUAAUAAACUUUUCACUCCUUCCAGGAGGUAAUUAUUUAAUAAGGAUAGAAAAAGAGAAAGCCAGGGCCCGGUUCCUGAAAGGUCGAUUAGCGUUAAUCCAGGAUUAAAAUUGUGUUCCAUUUUGUACUUUACAUUCCUAUGCAUUGCUUAGGGUAACAUUUUCUGUUAUCAUUACUGUAUCUCGUAGUAAAGGCUCAACACUAGUAUUUUGUAGCCUCGAGUUGCAUGUUCUUAGAGUAGAAAACCGUUUUUGAAAUUUAGCUUAAUUCUGGGUUAAACUUAACCAUCUUUCGAGGAACCGGGCCGAGAAAGAUAUUUUUCACACUUGUAUUUGUUGUUUACAGGAUGACUAAGUUAAUACAGUCAAUUCUUAAUCAAUUCAAACAGAUGUCUUUCCCAAUUAGGUACUCCCAGAAGAGGACACUUAACUGAACACUAAUGCUCCAACAUUCUUUAGACAAAGUCAAAUCUUUUUUUCUGUACCGAUUUUGACAGUUUUGAUACAAUAACAGGUACCUGUCUGAGCCAUCUUUCUCAAAACUAGUGAUGUCAUCAUAAGAUGUCAACAGCUGUCAAGAAAAAUAAUGACCGUAUCUUAUAAAGAAUUUAAUUGUCUUAAGUUUUUACUAUUGCAAGCCAGAGGAGUUUAUGGUUCCAACAACAUACCAGGGCUGUCAGUCAGGGCAGGGAACUGGGGCUGGUGAUUUCCCUUGGCUACUACGAACAUGAAACGUACUUAACUUUUGCUGAAAAAAAAAAGGAAAGUUGAACCAAAAAGAACUAAAUUGCUCCAAGAAGCUGUUCAAUUCUCCCCCUUAACUAACUGCAUAUAUACCUGCCAACUUGAACACUUGGGACUCUUUUCAUUUGUCAGAACUGACUGGCGAGGUCAUUCCCAUCGCAAUGAGGAUCACACUUUUAAUUGAAACUACCCAACCAGAUCAAUCAAAUCCUACAUACAUGUAGUAGUUGCAAAGGAGCUGGGUUUUUGUAAAAAACUCUUGGAAAAAGCCUAUUUCAUUGUCACAAUGGCUGGUCUGGCCUUAAUUCGCCAAGCCAGUUCUGACUUUGGAAAGUACCCUUAGUUUAAUAAAGCCCACUGACAUCACCUCUCCUAAGCUGAGACUCUUUUUAAAGCCAAGGGUGCAGUUCACUAAUAUGCAGAACCUUUACAUUAUUAUUAUGUUUUUAUAACUAAUAUUAAUAUCUUUUUUUCUUUAAUUUCAAUUUUUAAAGCUAGAGUGACAAGCCCUUAGGUUAUUUCAAGAGCCAUAAUGGGUCCCAUUAUGGCUCUUGGUUAUUUUCCAAAAGUGUCCUUUUGGUCUUUUUGAAGGAUGAUGGCCAGGUUGAAGGUGAAGAUGACUUUUUUUCUCAAGAGUUUUUGGAUGAUGAAAAUGAUAGUUCAGAGGAAGGAAGUGAUGCAGUAAACACCAGUGAAACUACACAAGACAAUGUAUCCACCUGGAAAUCCAAACAAGAGUUUUUACGACAAAGGAAACAAACUUAUCAGGUUAAAGACAGUGUGCUUUUCAUCCUAUCCACUGUAAAGAAUUCCAGCUUAGUCACAGUGUUGAUUGUUUAUGAUGGUGAAUAAGUUCUUUAAAAUUGUUUGUAAAUCUUGUUAAAAGUGCUUCUUUUAUACGUCUUAAGUCAUAUGAAGAGAGAACGGAAAAAAAUAGUGGAGUUUAAAAUGGGUUUUGAAAAAUAAAACAGAUUGAAAUUAAAAGUCAAGUUUGGUCUACUUUUUCUGAUCCAAAAUUUCAAUACUUUACCAUCAGGGCAGCAAGGUUAGUGUAAAGCUACAAAUAAUGUUUUUAAAGUUUUGCUUCAUUUUGUUUGAUGGUGGCGGGGUAAUGAAAUCUACUUGUCUGUUUGUUUGUUUUUUCUAUUUCAUCCAUGUACUUUCAAGAAGCUUCCUGAUGAACCAGAUCUGCAGGAGAAAGGGGUAUGUUUUUUUUUAAAAAAUUAUCUUUCAUUUCUUUUCAAAACAUUUAAUGCUAUAAUAUUGGUUGAUAUAAACCCAUUUAAAGGGGGAUUCAUAAAUCUGCAAUAUACAUUAAUUUUAGUGUAACACCCAGCGGUUAGGUUAAAAAUCAAUGUCCCUCCACAUUGAAUUUGUUAGUCAUGGUGCCACCUUUUUUCUCUCAGUUUAGAUACUUCAAUGCCCAUUCGACUUCUAUAUUCUGUACCAGUCCGAUGUCAAAUGCAGAUUAGCCAUAAUGUAAAUAUAACAAGUUAGGAUCAGCAACAUCCUGGUUGACAUGUGCAAUUUGUUUUUGCAACAGUAAAUUAAAUGAAUAUAUUUUGAUUUUUUGUGCCACCAUUUAUACAAGAAGUAAAUCAAUCUGAUCUUGGAACUGAAAAAAUAACAGCUUAAUUGAUUUGCUCUCUGAAAGAGAAUUCUACCAUGUGUAAGGAUGAAAUAAUUUCAGGCUUUCUUCUGCAGUAAUUCCACUGCUGACACUUGUGGGAAAUAAAAGAACCCAUGCUGCUGUUUGAAAAGAAUAGAGAGGGAGAAGACCUCGAUGGGUGUGGUUGACCAGGUUGAACGGGUGUAUCAAAAAUCAUCUUAUUUAGCGAAAAUUUUCUUUGCGCUCCAUAAGCGUGGUUGGGGUUAGUGAAGGAAUGAAUUUAUUUAUUGAGUAAAUAAAAUUGUUUUUGAAUCAUUAGGUGAUAACUGUUGCCCUCCGAUGCCCUGAUGGCGCAGUUAAGAGACGGAGAUUUACAGUGGAGUCGCAAAUCAAGGUGAUGCUUACUAUACAUGCACAAUACACAAGCACAUAGAUGUUUUGGCUUCCUUGAAGGAACUUAAUCAGCUGUUACACUUGCGCUUCUCGUCGUUAAUUACUUUGCGUUAUCCAUUUUUCUUAACCAUUCAUUUGUUUUAGCGGCGGCCCAAACUGUGGGAGUUCGUUGGACUUUGAAUUUAUAAGAGAAUGUUUAAAAAUAUACAAAUUACGUCCUAAAUUCCAUUUUUUUGACAAAAAAUAGAUAAAAGUGACUCACUUUGUGUUUUUGUUUUGUUAUUCUUUGAGUAUAAACAAACAAAUACACUGCAAAUGGAAAAGAAGCUGUGGCCGUGAAAACUGUGAAAGGCCUGUGACCUACGAUAAAAUUUUUUGAUCACUGACUAGAAUCCUCCUCUUUGAUAAGAUUACGAUUCAGUCUCUUCAUCAGCUUCGUUCUCAAAAAACCGCAAGUUCAAAUUUGGAAAGUCGAAAAGUAAAGUCCAAGUCAUCUUUGGUUACAAACAUAUGAUAACUUUCUUUACCAUUUUUAUUUUCGAGAUAGAAAGAUUCAGAGCUGCAAAAUCAGCAUGGUUUUGAAAUCUUGCUGUACAGUAAGUUAUAGACAGCAAAUUGACCAAUCAAAGGGCGGAAACAGACUUACAAUACGUACAAUAAAAGUAAAAUAGCGCGUGCGAUCGAAUUGUUGCGCGCAAGCUGUUCUAUGCAUGACCUAACAAACCAAUCAAAAAAACAUCAUAAACGAUUUGCCAAAGAAAAGACAGACCUUCUCAGAUGGCUUGAUAUGUCUGGCGUCAAAGAUGGAAAUACAAAGAAUCGCCUUAAGCAGUAUAUUCAAAGUGACAGUUAUCGCCAUGUUGUUCCUUUCUGUUGCUCUAAAUAUGGUAAGAACACUACAAAAAAUGGCAAGAAAAAUUUGUUUUGACGUUUAGCAAAAGUUUGAUAUAUUUCGCGAGUUUCAUGAAGGAGUUGAAAGAAAGAUAUCUUUCACAAACAACAGCAUCUUUGGUGUAUUUCGGAAAGGACGAAUAAGUAGGACGGCACGCAGAAAAAGAUGGAAGGUUAUUUUAAAACGUGGCUUUGAGCUACGGAGGGAUCUAGGGUAUUAAUAGGAACGUUCUAAAAAGCGGCCUUAUUAUCGCUUGCCUAGAGAUUAGAUAAGAAAUGAGUAGGCGAUUAAUUCUACACGAAAGAGGAGUUACUCACUAAAGGUUUUGCACUUCCUAUUGCACGUGUAGCACGCACGUUUAUGUUUUAAUUAUUUAUCAUUUUACCUAGUAAAAUUAGUAUUUGGUUCCUGUGUACCACGUAGCCGGCUACGUAGGAAAUUGUUCAAGUGGUAGGGUAUUCUGCAGUUCAGCCGUUUUCUGAAAGGAGACGACUAUAUUGUGUGCCUCCGGAGCAAGAAGAAAAAUAAGGCCGCUUCGCGGCGAAUUGGCCGCUUCACGGCCAAAAAAGGCUCGCUCCGCUCGCCAAGAGGUCGACUUGUAGCAAGUCUAGUGAAGGCCUAGAAAGACAAUUACCUUGUUUGCUAAGAAGCGUUCUCCAAAAAAACAGUUCCCUCGGAAUUCUGAUGCGUAGUCUACUUAUUCCAAUACAAGAAGUGAACAAGAAAGUCAGGACAAGUUCCAGCUUGAUUCUGGAGAGAGAAUUCCGUCGGCAAGCAAUUAAAGGCUCCACUAUAACAGAGCAAGAGAAAUCUCGAGCUGUAAUCGGAAAGAAAGUUUGCUGCAAAGCCACGUUUACAAAAAUUGCCCUAUUUGGCGAGAUUAUGGCUGUCAUGACUAGAGUAAACAAGAGGAAGAGUGCUUAAGGGUUUUAAAGCUCUGCUUCUAGAGUUAAGAAAGCAAGUAAAAAAAAUUAUCUUAGUCAUCAAAAUGAUUUCUUUUACUUGCUUUCUUAACACUAGUGUCGAUCCUUCUUCCAGGAAAAAAAGUACUGUACUUGUGAUUCCAACUAUUGAGAAACAACGGUUUGCUAAAAAAAAGGGUGCGGAGCACGAAUAGACUAGGUUGUCAGGAGCAUACCUGACUGUAAGCCAGUUAAGCGUAGGUUAAAAGAUUUUUGGGUGAUUUUUUUUUCGAAUGGCCAAAUUGAAAAAGAGUCACAAUCUUUUUUUUUGUGUUUCCAUUUUCCAAGUGCUUGCCAAGGGUAUCAUUGAUGGCAUGCAGCUCGUCAAGACAGAGCCCUGCUGCAUUCCUUCACUCUAGUUUUACAUUUAAGGUAUAGACAGAUGUCACAAGACUGCACGGGCAGACAGGCGACGCCGAGUCUCGCCGCGUCUUGGCUUUAGUAACUAGAGAGUUUUAGAUCGAGUUUACCGCGAACCUCUAACCGCUGAAGGUCACGUGACAAGUCUUUCGCGUCACGUUUGAGGUUUACGACGUGCGUUUUCAACGUGGGGAGGUAGGUUUUCACGUAGGUCAUUUACCUGAAAUCUUUUAGCGUAUAAUUCUUGUUUUAUCUCACGUAAUGAUACAAACAUCUGGUGGAGCAAGUCUUUAUCCAUUAACAGAGGCACAAAUUCGGGCGAAAUGCUAAAUCUGAUAAAUCCUAUUGGAUCUUGAAAACAAGUGCCAUUCAUGGCUGCUGAUUCAAAAUGGCGGCCGUAAAUUUGAAAGAGGAACUAAUGUGAGAAUUUACAGUUCUUUGCUGCUACAUCACAUAGUGUUACCGUAAAUUUCUUUUAUUUUCACUGAUUGAUAUUUCUUUUAUUUCUAAAUGGAAAAAAAAAAACAGAAUCCACUUCUUUAAUCCACAGCCAAUCUAAAUCGAAGUAUGUUUGUAUGUUCGAAUCGCAAACGGGUAACCGCAAACCGCGGUUAGAGGUUCGCGGUAAUCUCCGAUCUAAAACUCUCUACUGUCUUUGUGUCAACGUCUACUAUGCAAGUAGAGACACGCUCUGUGCUCCCGCUUUUACAUGCGUACAGUUACACGCGUAUCGAUACAGACAAGGUGGUCCAGGAGUUUUGCACCAGGAAUCCCCGCAGUUUGGCAUUUGAAUUCUGAACACAUGUACGCAAACCUUCCUUGAGCCAAAAGGACAAUCUCGACCCCAGUGCUUACCCUUCUGACUCCGCGCGUAAGCUCUUCCUCCCUGGCCUUCAUGCGCAGAAGAGCUCUCAUGUGGUCGAUAUUGCUCCUUUAACUGUUCAUUCGGCCUUACAUUUUAUAAUGCCACUGUGAAACAGCUUACGUAAAAUGAUUGUAACUUAGCUUAAGUUACUUUACGGCCUGUAAAACCCCGGGUCUGACGCCAGUCAAAUGACUGUUAGUAUCGCUUGUCCAGAACUUGGUUCCAGUCUCCGAAACAAGAAGAUAUAGAAUAAGAAUCUUUUUAGCCUCGUUUUGUCGAUACAUACUGUUAAUUAUAGAUCCUAUUUUUUUCCUAUCGAUUUAUGGCCGCGUGCGUCAGACUUUGUGGAGCUCCCAAGAGCUUCUCAAAGUUCCUAUUUUUGGCGUCCGAGUCUUCUUCAUUCAAAAGACGUGUGUUACUUUAGACAGAAGAUAAAAAAUAAGACUGAAAUAUGGAGAGCCAAUCUUUAAAACAUGCUUUAUCGAAAAGCGCAAUGCAUUUUGGUUUAAACUUUAUUCCAAUGCUGACUUUGGCAAACAUUUGUACGGACUCGUAUAAACAGUGCUGUAACAGAAUUUGCAGGGUUCCUUGGAAACGGGUUGUACCGGUAAAAAUUCGUUUGGAGCCGUUUAAUCGCUCUCAUUAAAAUUUAAACAAGGAAAUAACUCUCCUGUUUUUGACAUACUUUGCUUUGCUCUUGCUUACAGUGGAACACCGCCUUACGACCACCUCGGUAAUAUGGUCACCUUGUUAUUACGGCUACGUCUUUUUGGCCGCCCGGCUAAACGACCAUACAUUUUCUUGUGAAAAGCCCCUCGUUUAUACGGUCACCCGUUAAUUCGGCCAAAUUUGUGUAUUUCUAUCGUUUGACCUUGGUCAAUUUUCGUUUGACGAGUUCGGUUUGCAUUAGCCAACCUCAACAUACUUCUGUUUUGCGGUUGAAUUUUGGAUUACGUUAAACUGUUUUAAUUCUCUCUCUUUUAUCCGUAGAUGUUAUAUGUCUUCGCGGAAUGGCUUGGUUACUCGUCAUCUCGUUAUGUUAUCUCAACGAUGUUUCCGAGAAAACAACUCUCUGAAGUCACACAGACGUUUUUGGAGGCUGGACUGACUGGGGACACAGCUUUAGUAUUGGAAGAAAUAUAG